Messenger RNA from Rhizopus microsporus ATCC 52813, 1044 nucleotides. RefSeq names its product homoserine kinase. Gene Ontology annotation, molecular function: ATP binding; homoserine kinase activity. Bases 1 to 1044 code for a protein of 347 amino acids. The transcript is spliced from 3 exons. The record is from RefSeq and is a predicted model, not a curated record. NCBI's taxonomy places the organism in Eukaryota, Fungi, Mucoromycota, Mucoromycetes, Mucorales, Rhizopodaceae. Gene Ontology annotation, biological process: L-threonine metabolic process.
AUGAAUACACCAAGAAAGUUUCGUAUUCGUUCACCUUGCUCUACUGCCAACAUUGGGCCUGGGUUCGAUGUCUUGGGUAUCUCUCUUUCCCUUUAUUUGACCAUGGAUGUUGAGAUAUUGAAGGAAGCUGACAAAGAUUUUGAAAUGACCUAUAGUGGAGAAGGAUCUAAGGAUGUUCCACUUACUCCAGAGCAAAACUUGAUCACCAAAACCGCUCUCUACGUCCUCUCUGCAAAUGGCAUUUCUCAGUUACCUAAACCUCUCAAGAUCCAUGUCGACAAUCCUAUUCCUCUUGGUCGUGGAUUAGGUUCAUCCGGUGCAGCUGUUGUCGGUGGAGUCUUGCUUGGUAAUGCCUUGGGUCAAUUGGGAUUAUCAAGAGAUCGAUUACUGGAUUACUGUUUGAUGAUCGAACGUCAUCCAGAUAAUGUGGCUGCUGCCUUGAUGGGCGGAUUUGUUGCUUCUUAUCUGAGAGAGCUGGAUCCUAGCGCUAUGCAAGGUGUACCUGCCUCCGAGUCACUACUCAACAUUGCCCUUUCACAACAGGUACCUCAGCCUCCUGUAGGUAUCGGACAUUAUGUCAGACUGAACUGGGCCAAGGAAAUCAAGUGUAUUGCUAUUGUACCUCAGUUUGAGGUAGCUACAGCUAAAGCAAGAGCCGUGCUCCCUUCACACUAUGAGAGAAAAGAUGUGGUUUUCAAUUUCCAGCGGUUGGCUGUGUUGACUACUGCUUUGGGACAAUCGCCACCCGAUGCUGAUUUGAUUUAUAAUGCAAUGCAAGAUAAAAUUCAUCAACCCUACCGAAAGACUCUUAUUCCCGGACUUCCUGAAGUUUUGUCUUGUAUCACACCAGAAAAGCACGAUGGCCUAUUGGGUAUUUGUCUUUCCGGAGCUGGGCCCACCAUUCUUGCCUUAGCCACCAAAAACUUUGAUGAUAUUGCAAAGGCAGCGAUUGAUGUAUUCAAAAAGCAUGGAGAUUUUGAAUGUAUUUAUAAAGUUUUAGAUGUUGUUACUGAUGGUUCUACAUGUUCAGAUAUUGAAUCAUAA